Octopus bimaculoides (California two-spot octopus) is the source of this 2012-nucleotide messenger RNA. RefSeq lists its product as uncharacterized. Lineage: Eukaryota; Metazoa; Mollusca; Cephalopoda; Octopoda; Octopodidae. The record is from RefSeq and is a predicted model, not a curated record.
CAGUGUCGCUUCCUUCUCCACCGGGCCCCAGCUCUCGGUCAGCUCAACCGUAACCAUCGCAUCCAAGACCACGACGACCGUCUCCGAGACACUGUCCAAAGCGGUGUCCGUCACCGCAACCACACUAAGACAGAUGUUGACGCGGCCACUGUGAAGAAUAUUGGUACCAGCACUGCUGCCAAAAACAAGAAUAACACGUUGGAAAAAAAACCGAUAACAACAACAGAUCCUGUGUUAUUUGAUGGAGAUGAAACUGUUGUACUAAGUCUCCCGGUGCCGUGUAACUGUAAACUCCGUGCUUUGUUGCAUUCAGUCUACAAACAUAUGUACUGCGUAUGCAGAAAUGAAACCGGUGCACAGCUACCUGAUGUCAUUGCAGCGUCUUCCAGCAACCAGCAGCAGCAACAGUAUCGCAAUAACAAUAACAUUGUCAUCAAGGGUGACAAAGGCGAGGCUACACCUAUUGCUACCACCACUACCACCGCCACCAACAACAAUGAUUUUGAUGGCUGUAAGAACAUGACAUCUGCAAACAACGGCAGCAACAUUACCAGAAACAUCACAGCAUCCACCACCACUUCUAAUGGCAACAAUGUUACUUACACAGCCUCUACCGACAACAACAAAAACUGCGACGAAGAUGGUGCCAAGGACCAAUCUCAGACGGAAUACGAAAUCAGCUCAACGUUGUCACUGAUGCCGCUAUGCAGCAACAUCAGCAGCAGCAAUAACAACGUGACUAAGUGUAGAGUCACGUGAUGUUGACCCGAGCUCCUCAACACCAGCCUGACCAAUGUGACAUCAGAGGUUCUCAAUAUACCCACAGCCAAUAAUUGCAGCAACUCCACUCAUUUCUGAACCUCACAGAAUUUGGGCUACAGUAACAUACGUCGCUGUCGACUGACGCUUUCCACCUGACAGUGACCCAAUGGAACAGACAUGACUGGAUUGCCUGAGCUGUCCAGUUGACAGACACCUAAUGGUGUGGCAUGACAGUGACUUAAGGGUGUGGACGAAGCAGGAAAGGUCAAUUCAACAAGCUGACAGUGGUCUAGUGUUACCAUGUGACAAUGAUCCAAGGGAGCUGGUCAGAAUGGAGAGGUCAAGAUGACCAGUUGACAAUGACCUAGUAUGGCAGUGUGACAAUGAUCCAAGGGAGCUGGUCAGAAUGGAGAGGUGAAGGUGACCAGUUGACAAUGACCUAGUAUGGCAGUGUGACAAUGAUCCAAGGAAGUUGGUCAGAAUGGAGAGGUGAAGGUGACCAGUUGACAAUGACCUAGUAUGGCAGUGUGACAAUGACCCAAGGGAGUUGGUCAGAAUGGGGAGGUCAAGAUGACCAGUUGACAAUGACACAGACUGUCCGCGGGAUGGCAGUGAGGUAAAGAAGUUGGUCAGGCUGCAAAGGUCCAUGUGGCCACUAUGUCCGACUGACCAUGACUAUGACAACUCCAGACCAAUUCCACCAGUCACAAUCAGCAGCGAGAUUCAGACAACAAGAAAGACCUGACCAGCUGACCACCCUUCUGUUCAGUCACGCCUUCUUCCUGACCACCCAUUGGGUCCACCAUCUGACAAUGACCAGCGCUAGAGGAAUCAACAGUCGGAACAACUCCAGCUCACUUCUGACCAAUAUCCUGGCAAUGAUGAAGGUUGCUAUGCCAAAAACCAGCUCCUGCUGACCGGAAGAGAAAUGAACAUAAGGCGCUGGCUCGCAAGAUUCAGAAAUUCUUUGAAUAUGUCUUCAGUAACAUCCCGAAUAUGAGCGAAGAUUAGACGCUUCCUGAAAAGGUUGCACAAGGUUGCACUGAUUGAUGCUACUGUUGUUGGUGUUGUUGUUGUUGUUGUUCACAAAUCACCCAUGAUUCCGUAGAUGUACAGAAUACUGUAUAUGAUAACGAAUGCAUAAUAUAUAGUAGACCUAGUUGAUUAAAUAUAUAUAUGUAUAUAGAAGUUCAAAUAAAGGUUACAAACCUCUUUAAGGGAUGACAAAAUCCAAUGAAAAUACUAGUGAG